This is a messenger RNA of Amyelois transitella, 1569 nucleotides long. RefSeq names its product ubiquitin fusion degradation protein 1 homolog (gene Ufd1-like). Gene Ontology annotation, molecular function: polyubiquitin modification-dependent protein binding. Bases 187 to 1122 code for a protein of 311 amino acids. Gene Ontology annotation, cellular component: VCP-NPL4-UFD1 AAA ATPase complex. The transcript is spliced from 7 exons. NCBI's taxonomy places the organism in Eukaryota, Metazoa, Arthropoda, Insecta, Lepidoptera, Pyralidae. The record is from RefSeq and is a predicted model, not a curated record.
AAAACACUAAAUUGUCAUGUCAUGCCCAACCAAAUUUCAUUGAUCAAUUAUUUUUUUGUGUGUUAAUAUUUUGUUUGUUUCAUCAAUUGCAUUGAGUGAUUAUUAAAAUAAUAACUUCGAUUUAUUGUAUCUACGUAAAUUGCCAUCAUCCUUCUGCAACAGUGUCACUAAAGAAUAUCAGUUAAAAUGUUUCAGUUUGGGUUUAAUAUGUUUCACGAAAUAUCGCGGCCGUUCAACAUGACCUACAGAUGCUUUUCUGUAUGUAUGUUACCAGGCAAUGAAAGGCAAGAUGUUGAAAGAGGUGGUAAAAUAAUCAUGCCACCAUCAGCCUUGGAACAACUGACGCGGCUAAAUAUUGAGUACCCAAUGAUUUUCAAGUUGACAAAUAAGAAAACAAAGAAAAUAACACACUGUGGAGUAUUAGAGUUUGUUGCUGAUGAAGGAAAAGUUUAUCUUCCAUACUGGAUGAUGGCCAAUUUAGUACUUGAAGAAGGAGCACUGCUGCAAAUUGAGAGUGUCUCUCUGCCAGUAGCCACAUUUUCAAAGUUCCAGCCUCUCUCAGAAGACUUUUUAGAUAUAACUAAUCCUAAAGCAGUGUUGGAGAAUUGUUUAAGGAAUUUCUCGUGUCUGACUACGGGUGAUGUGAUAGCAAUAAAAUAUAAUUCUAAGGUCUAUGAGCUGUGUGUACUGGAAACCAAACCGGGCAAUGCAGUUAUCAUUAUUGAAUGUGAUAUGAAUGUAGAAUUCGCUCCUCCAGUGGGAUAUAAAGAGGAGGCGUAUGUAUCGAAACGCGGUGAUGGCAGCUCCGGAGCUGACGGCAUGGACGAGGACCCCGCAGCCAUGAUGCCGGAGCCUAGCGGGUUUGUUGCCUUUGGUGGUACGGGCAACAGAUUGGACGGGAAGAAAAAGAAGUUGACCAGUGAGAGUGAUUCGGAGCCACAGUCUUCACAGGCUAGACAGACAUACGUCCGCGGUAUACCAGACUAUGAUUAUGAAAUCGGCACGAUAAGGUUCAUCAGGAAUUCGAGACCACCUACUGCCAAGGAAGAGGCUCCAGCGGAACCUUUCCAGGCUUUCAAGGGCGAAGGUUUCACGCUAAGAACAACUAAAUCCAAGAACUGACUAGCGCCAUCUGUAGAUUUUGUACGUGAAUAGUGUUUUAUAUUAAAUUUCAAAUUAUUAGAUCUUUUUAUGUAGAUGCUACAGAGCCCUGGUGGCAUAAGCAUUUUUUUUUUUAAACCCAUUGCAGGCUUUCCUCUGCCUGCGCCAAUUUUCCAUUAAUAGAAAUUUGCGGGGCUAUUCAUGAAUGUCUUAUCUUCUCUUUCUUGAUCUCUUCAGCUGAUGAAGAGCCCUAGAGGCCAUCAAUGGAUUGUUAUAAUUUCUUGAGCAUUUCAGAUCAUGUAUUUCAAUAACUUAAAAGCAGCAUGCUUCCAAUUUAAUGACAGCAAUAUACAUAAUAAACCACAAAAAAAAGGUUAAGAUCUAAAGUCUAUUUUGUGAUUUCACAAAAUAUACUAAAUUCUAUCUAUUGUAAUAAAUAAUUUUUAAUUAAAGAUUAUUUUGUAAGAA